This is a messenger RNA of Lacerta agilis (Sand lizard), 667 nucleotides long. RefSeq names its product testicular haploid expressed gene protein-like. The record is from RefSeq and is a predicted model, not a curated record. Bases 1 to 363 code for a protein of 120 amino acids. NCBI's taxonomy places the organism in Eukaryota, Metazoa, Chordata, Lepidosauria, Squamata, Lacertidae. The transcript has 5 exons.
AUGGCCAUGGCGGCCAGUCUGGGCUGCCAGCAAAACGGCAAACUCUCCCCCUUUCCCCAGGCUCGCUUCUUAACUCCUAGGUUGGAAGAGCUGGCUAAAUGCAAAACAGUAAAUCCACGUUUUAAAGCAGACAGAUCCCCCGCUGAAUGGUUCGUGACAGAGGCAGCUCUGAGGGCACAGGCAUCACCCAGGUUGAAGGAGCUGGCACAGCCUCGGCCUUGCCCAGCUGGCUGGGAAUUCCAUCGUUCCCCUUAUUCUGUGGUGACUCAGGCAGCAAAGAAUGCCGUAGCCUCAGAGAGGCUACUUGCUCUAGCCAAGCCAAGGCCACAAGCCAAAGCAGCAAACACAAAAUCUGGAAAGUAAAUCCAAGGAGUGGUUGUUGAAUCUGCGAAGUUUGGCAAACUCUCUGAACCUCAGAUCUACAUCUUAGGCAGUGGCAAUCCUUACCAAGUUUCCAAGCCUGCUCUUCAGUAUUUACCUAGUCUUCACAUUCUUGAAAUCAACCAUCCUGGGAGAGUAAAGGCAAAGUGGACAUUACUUGGCCUUGACAUUGACCAACUUGAGGAAGUGAUUAAAGUAUCUUGCACCCUUCAAAUCUGUAAACUGGGAAUGAUGUUUCAUCAGUUUGGGAGGCUCCAGUCUAUUGCUUGGUUGAGUAAAAUUUUGG